AUGGGUUUUUUAAAGCUGAUCGUUGCUCAUUUAAGCAAGUAUCCUGAGCGAUUGUUUUUGAAAUUUUCAAAAAACAAAUUUGAACCUCAAAAUAUGUUCGAGUUACUUUUGACAUUGAAUGAAUUGCAAGAAGUCAUAGUGAUUUUAGAAGAUCAUUUUUUAAAAAAUGUUUAUCAAGGCGUUAAAAGAAAAAGAAAUUCUGGACAAAGUUUGGUAGUUUAUCGAAAAAAUCUGAAAUUAUUCGAUUCGUGGAGAGAUCACAAUGUAAUGAUCGACAGCAAAUGGAGAGAGGUUUAUCAGGUUGUGUGUAGAGAAUAUGAUAAUUACAAAAUGGAUAUGGAAACAAUGACAGAAGAUGAAUUUAUAAAACGCAUCAAGUUUUGUCUUAAAUUACGUUACAAUAUGAAUGAUGAUGAAUAUUUUUUGUAUAAUUCUGUUUAUAAUUUUAUUUCGAUAUUAAUUAAACCGUACACAAAAUGGGAUUGUCACAUGGAUCAGUUGAUUGAUUUUUUUAUUUCUGAAGAUGCAAUCGAUAUUUUUGCUACUAGAUUCAACAAGGUUCCACUUGUUAUUAAAUUACUUAAAGUGCACUAUUUGGCCUUGAUUCUUGAAUGUUGGAAAAAUUCACCGAGCAUGAAAAAUCAUUUUGAUGAAUAUGAUUUUUGGACGUCUGAUCAAAUUGAGCGUUAUGAAAAUCAGACGUUUAAUGAUAUUCAAGUGGAUCGACAUCAGAUGCAAGCAUUUUUGACGUAUUUUAAAAAGCAAAGCGAAUAUUUUAUCAGCGAUAGUCAUCGUACUAAAUUUAAUUAUGUUCUUGAAGCCAACAAUGCGAUAGUUUCGUUGUAUGAGGAAGAUGACAAAGAUGAUUUCUGGGAAAAAGUCAAAAAUCAUUACUUUUUUGGACGCCUUAUUGUUUAA
Molecule: messenger RNA, 918 nt
Organism: Hydra vulgaris (swiftwater hydra)
Lineage: Eukaryota; Metazoa; Cnidaria; Hydrozoa; Anthoathecata; Hydridae
Source: RefSeq, a predicted model, not a curated record